Molecule: messenger RNA, 986 nt
Organism: Tachyglossus aculeatus (Australian echidna)
Lineage: Eukaryota; Metazoa; Chordata; Mammalia; Monotremata; Tachyglossidae
Gene: VXN
Product: vexin
Exons: 6
Coding region: 152-757 (201 amino acids)
Biological process (GO): neurogenesis; neuron differentiation
Source: RefSeq, a predicted model, not a curated record
AGAAUCCGGAAUGAGAUGAGAUCACAGCAUCAGCUUGUCCUUUGUGGACUUGGACAAUGAUUGUGGAGGCAGAUUGGAUUAGUGAAACGUCUUUCCCAGAAGUUCAGAGCAGUGCCCCGCUCGGCACGCUUCGGUGAAAGACGGCUGAAAAAUGCAGCAGAUAUACAGCUGCAGCGAUGAGAAUCUGGAAGUCUUCACCACCGUGAUUGCAUCCAAAGUGUCCAGUCCAUCCAGAAGAAAAGUUAAAAGUUCACAACACAUCUUGACCAAAAGCAUGGGGGCUAUACCCGAUUAUCAUGGCCCUGGGACCAUGCAGCUGCUGCCCUACCCUGACGAUCAUGUCCAUGCCCCGUGGAGAGACGAGGACGGGAGGCGGUUUGUUCGCCUGCAGAAUGGGUCCCAAAGCUUCCUCUCUGCCAAAUGUCCUUCCAGGCAUGUGGGAAUUUCUGAAUCAAAAUCCUCAACUCUCUGUGGGAACCAGGUGCGAGCAAAGUUUUUGGUCUCCCAGACACCUCCUCCUGGCACUCGGAUCAUCGUAAAGCAACCGGCCACCCCAGCAACGGCAAAAGAACCUAGAAGGGCCUCCCAGAAGAUUCCUGAAGAUGACUCAAUUCUUCUCCCAGGAGCAGAGGCCUCCUUACCCCUGACGGGCAGCACCUCCUAUGGCACUCCCGGCCUUCUGCGAAAAAUGUGGAUGAAGCACAAGAAGAAGUCAGAGUACAUGGGGGCCACAAACAAUGCCUUUGAGGCAGACUGACAGUGAUCCUGUUGGGACCCAGGGACUUUGGGCAAUGGCAGGUGCUUUAGGAUUUGCCUUGAGACCCAUCCUGUGGUGAGUCCAGGACUGAAUAAAUACUAUCCCUCUUGAACUGGACAUUUGCCUCCCUAGGAGAAGUGAGAAAUGAACCCUCCAGAAGGCAAAACUAACCUGAACUUCAGAAGUCUAAAAGGGCCUUAGACCCUUCAUUCAUGAUAUCCCCCCCCCC